GCUUUCAAAGUGAACUAUAAUGACCAUGUUAGCUAUUGCGACAGGUUGAAACGAGGAGCCUUCUCCAAGGGUUUGCCGCCAUCGCAAACUUAGAAAGAUGUUGAUUAACUUCAAGGAUAAGCUUUUGGACUCCUUACGGAUACCUUUCACGCGUUGAUCUACUUCUCCGGAUCCGUUGCACACCUUGGACGGAGCUGGGUUUUUUGGGAUAUAUAUUUACUGUGUUGAGUGCGCGUCUAUGUAUCCACAUCAUGCGCUUAGACCUGGGGAGUUGUGUGAUCACAGUCAUUCUAUAUUGUGCCUUUUUGCCCGCUAUCGUGGGCAGGAGCGCAGUCAGUAAAGGUGUGGUGAAAAAUUCAGGCAAAAAUUCAACUCGGACACAAUCAUGGAGUAGAGACCACUUUUUAUCAGAGGAUAUCCAGGUGGGUUGCCGGGAGUUGAGAGCCAAGAGGUAUAUCUCCGACGGAUUUUGUACCUCCAUGAAGCCCAUAAAGGAAGUCGUCUGCGCCGGAAACUGUCUGCCCAUCCGGGACCUUCCGUGGUACGCGGAAUUUGUGAAGUACUGGUCUCGGAACAAACUUAGGGAAUUCCAAUGCGAGGAGGACAUUGUGAAGCGAAAGAAGGUGCGCUUGCUGUGUCAAAAUGGAAACUAUCGAACAUACAAAAUUAAAGUGGUAAAAAGUUGUAAGUGUAAGAGAACGAUUGACGACCAUAACAGGACAAAAAGGAGGGAUAGAAGGCGGCGGAGGAGGAAAGGUCAAAAACGGAGGAGGCACAGUUCGAAAGACCACAGGCCUUGAGUAUCCGUUGAUGUGUAGAACAUUGGAGUAUGUGGUUUUUUUCUUUUUCGUAUUGGAAACCUGCGUGCUCGAACGGCAUGGCGCGCUGAUACAGUUGUGCAACGGGGAUGUUUUUCGAGGCAGAUAACCGCUCGUUCACAGCCAUCCGCCAGACGAAGCAGUGCCUAUUUUCAAAAUAAAACAAAAAAUCGUUUAAAGGAAAAACAAAGUUUCACCAUGUGUUUUACGGAUACCAUUCUUGCAGGAUAAGGUGAAGACAGCAUGUGUACAGAAUCUACCGUGAUUAUUAUUUUUUAUUAUUAUUUUUUUUUGCAAAGAGUAGCUGCAUCAACCAUUCAAACUAGAUAACCAGACAUGGCCAGCGUCGUUGUGAUGCUAAGGAACAUGCGUUGCUGUCGUCGUCGUCGUCAUCAUCGCCGACGUUGUUGUUGUUGGUACAGGAUUGCCAGGAAAGUAUCGACGGCAGCCAUUGGAGAAAACAACAGGAAUAGUGUAGCAGAGCAAAACAAAACAGAAAUUCAUCGGAGACGUUACUGCCUAUACUGAGGUGCCAUUGUGGUCAGUGGAAUUUCGUAUUGAUCUGAGUGUCUGCCAUUUGGUGUUUUGUUUUAUUGGAGAUGUAACAUAUUGCCGAGAGUCCUUCGCCGUGGUUGUAGGAGAAUACCUUUGCUAACAAUAUAUCGGCCAUAGUUUCGUAUUGGAGUUUUACCUUCAGCCAGUUCUUCGCUGUUGUUCGUGUACCUUUAAUUGGCCAGUGGAUGAAAUUGCGGAUAUGUCCUAAUUUAAUGGUGGGAGAUAACUCGAUCUCAAUUUGGAAUGUCCCAAGGUGUAUCACGUAACUGGAUUCUGAAGGGAAGUUAAUGCACAAAAAAAAAUAGUGCCCACUUUGUUUACCUUUAUGUGAGUACCUCGCCCUUGUAAUUUACCUUGUGAAUACCCUUUUGAUGAACUUUUUGUGAGUACCUCAUUGUUUUGUGCUUUUUUUCAAACAAAAAACAUGCCUCCUCAUCUUUCAGUUUCGUUAACGAUUUUCGUUGUUUUUUUUCGUUUUUUUUUUUUUUUUUGUGUCUGAGUACGCCAAGGUGUAAAGAUUUGUGGGCGCAAGACUACAAAGCGCGUAGAGUCACUGAACCGUAACGCUGAGUGCACUCUCCGUGUCGAAGUUUCGCAUGUUUGUUCCGAUGGAUACAACGCUAAAGGAACAAACCAACAAAAUGGCAUCUUUCAUUACUUAACCAUUCCAGGAAUAAUGUAUAAUUUUUGUGUGUGUUUGCGAGUCACAAGAUGCGUGCGGUUAAGCACCAAAACUUGUCUGGGGGGAACCUGUGUGGAGUACGCAUGUCUGUGUAGCUGCUUCCUGUCUUUUUGAAUGUGUGGUUACAUGAUUUUACCGGAAGUUACGAUCACCGAUCGAUGCCGCUAGGAAUCUUUGUGAAAUGUGAGGUCACGUGAUUCACCGGAAGUUACGAUCGCCGAUCGAUGCAGCUAGGAUCAUGUGAAUGCGUGGUCACGUGAUUUACUGGAUGUUACGAUUACCAAUCGAAGACGCUGUAGGAUUACGUUGGAAGUCUUUACGUGAUCGCCGUAACAGUUUAUUUAAUUUUGUUUGUCUAUUACUGUAUUGCCAAAGUUACAACCAAGUGUAGCGUAUUAUAGUUAUCACCCUUUUAGGUCCAUCAUAAGGAGAUGCGAAACAUUAGUUAACAAUUACAGUUGCGAAUCCACACUUUCAGAAUUGUCCUACCCUAUCUCUUUUAGCUAGCAUAAACCGUUAAAUAUACUCAACAACGAAAGUUUAGCUAAUGUUAAAAGAAAUGGCAUAACAUUUAUAAAGUAACCUAUUUUUAUUAAUUAGUAUUCACAUCUGAAAUGUUUACCAUUUACAAACAACA
Molecule: messenger RNA, 2692 nt
Organism: Gigantopelta aegis
Lineage: Eukaryota; Metazoa; Mollusca; Gastropoda; Neomphalida; Peltospiridae
Product: sclerostin domain-containing protein 1-like
Exons: 2
Coding region: 252-800 (182 amino acids)
Biological process (GO): negative regulation of Wnt signaling pathway; negative regulation of BMP signaling pathway
Molecular function (GO): BMP binding
Source: RefSeq, a predicted model, not a curated record